AUGACGUCGAUCGCACCGACGUCGAUCGCGCGCGCCUCGACGGUUCGAGCGACUCGAGGGCCGGCCGCCGCCGCCGCCCGUGGGCCGCGGGCGGACCUCCGCCAGGUUGGCAUGGUUUUCGCGGGUCCCGACACCGCGCGCGUGCGUACGGGACGGGCGCGGGGGAAAGGGCGAGGACGCUCGGCGGUCGUCACUGCGAUGGGCCCCGACGAGCUGGAGGCUGCGCAGCUGUGGUCCGUCGCGGGCCUGGGUCUGUUCAUAGGCAUCGCGGCCGUCGGGAGCGGCCUCAAGGGCGAGCCCGAGCCGUGCCCGGCGUGCGCGCAGAGGGGCGGCGAGGAGUGCAUAUUCUGCGUGGGGACCGGGCGGAGGGAGGCGCCGAUCAAGGUGACCAAGCGCGAACUCAACGACGACAGCGUGCUCGGGCUCACCAGACGGAACCCGCUGGAGUGCACGGCGUGCAAGGGGGCCGGGAUGAUCUUGUGCAAAACCUGCAGGGGAACCGGAUUCGUGUGA
Molecule: messenger RNA, 513 nt
Organism: Micromonas commoda
Lineage: Eukaryota; Viridiplantae; Chlorophyta; Mamiellophyceae; Mamiellales; Mamiellaceae
Exons: 1
Coding region: 1-513 (170 amino acids)
Source: RefSeq, a predicted model, not a curated record